AACAGGGCAGUACCUGACUGACUAAUUAACGCGAGCAAAAAAAAACAAUGAAGGUUGGCGGAGUGGUGUACGCAAGCCCACGCGCCGCCGCACUGCCCACACUGCUUCUCGGCCAUGGCAGAAACAGGCCUCGCUUCUCUGCUUCGUCUUCAUUACAUGAUCAUGCAUCUUUCAUAAAGGGUGUUGCCGCCAGUCGGCCUCCCGAGCAUUUGGGUCAAUUGCUUAAAAUAUUGAAAAUUAGAGGUGAUACAAUUAUGUCUCCAGGAGCCAAGCAAGGCUUACUCCCCCUUGCCAUUCCACUUGCAAGAAACAGCUCCGGAGCUGUAACUGCUCUAUUGAGAUGGCCUACAGCUCCACCUGGCAUGGAAAUGCCAGUAGUUGAGGUCAAAAAGCAUGGAGUUUGGCUAUUGGCCAAGAAUGUAGACCAAUUGAUUCAUAGAAUUCUAGUUGAAGGAGAUGCCCAAAACUCCAGCGAAGAUAUUGACGAGCUAUUUGAUGCUUCAGCUGAUGUGGGGGAGAAACUUUACAAAAAGGGUGACUUUGCCAAGUCACGGAUUUCGAACCUAGAUGUGUACCUUCUGAAAAAUGUUGGUUUGUUUCCAGAUGUUUUAGAGCGUAAAGUUAUGCGGCAUUUCGAGGAAGGGGAUCAGGUUUCAGCUUUGGUGACCGGGGAAUUCUACACUAAGAAGGAGCAUUUUCCAGGAUUUGCACGCCCAUUUGUGUUCAAUGCAGAGGUUUUGCUGAAAGUCGGUCGCACCACAGAAGCCAAAGAUGCUGCUAGGGGAGCUUUAAAAUCGCCAUGGUGGACUCUGGGUUGCAAGUAUGAGGAAGUUGCUAAUAUAGCUCAAUGGGAAGAUGAGCAAAUUGAAUACUUUAAGGAGAAGGUAACUGAAGAGGGAAGGCAAGAAGACAUUAAGAUGGGAAAGGCACCUGCUCAGGUUGCACUAGAUGAAGCAGCUUUUUUGCUGGAUCUAGCUUCUGUGGAGGGGACUUGGGAUGAAUCUGUUAAGCGGAUUGCCGGCUGCUAUAGAGAGGCCGGCCUCAAUGAUAUUUCGAGAUUUGUACUGUAUAGAGAUUAACCAUGAAUGUGGCAGAUUUUUAUGCGGAAUUCUUGUAAGCCAUUGAUUUGAAACAUCCCUGCGGAUGCAAUUUUGAGUGCAUUCCUUGCUCCUUUAUUCUGUGACAGUUUCAACUUUUUCUCCUGGGCAAUAGAUAUAUAUAGCAUUGGU
Morus notabilis is the source of this 1229-nucleotide messenger RNA. RefSeq lists its product as uncharacterized. Bases 48 to 1079 code for a protein of 343 amino acids. The record is from RefSeq and is a predicted model, not a curated record. The transcript has 11 exons. Lineage: Eukaryota; Viridiplantae; Streptophyta; Magnoliopsida; Rosales; Moraceae.